AUGACUUCGUUCCCAUUCUCCGGUAAGGUGGCGGUCGUGACAGGCGGUUCGAAGGGCAUUGGCGCCGCAACAGCAACGGCUCUGGUCAAACUAGGAGCCAAAGUAGUCAUCAACUACGGCCGCGAUGCUCCCACUGCAGAGAGCCUGGUGAAGACACUCGGUGUCCAUAACUCGUACGCAGUCCAAGCAGAUGCUGGGACAGUCACCGGCGUCGAGCAAUUAGUCAACGCGACAGUCGAAAAAUACGGCAAAAUCGACAUCCUGAUCCCCAACGCUGGAAUCCUACCGAUGAGAGACAUUGAGUCCACCACGGAGGCAGAUUUCGACCGGGCAUUCGGGUUGAAUGUGAAAGGGCCGUAUUUCCUUGUGCAGAAAGCCCUGCCACACAUUCCACGAGGUGGUUCCAUCGUCUUGAUCUCGACAACCCAAGACUUCGCAUCGACUGUGUCUGCGCCUUACACACUAUACUGUACGACAAAAGGUGCCAUUGACCAGCUUGUCCGAGUCCUAUCGAAAGACCUACAGGCGAAGAAGGGCAUCCGGGUCAACGCGGUGGCACCGGGGCCCACAGGCACAGACUUGUUUUACGAAGGCAAGAGCGAGCAGGUUUUGAAGAUGGUCGCAAGCUUGAACCCCAACAACCGCAUCGGGACACCAGAGGAAGUGGCCGAAGCGAUCGUCUUUCUAGCUGGUGAUGGAGCGAAGUGGGUGUCUGGGCAAACGGUGCGGGUCAAUGGUGGACAGGCUUGA
Messenger RNA from Exophiala aquamarina CBS 119918, 750 nucleotides. RefSeq names its product 3-oxoacyl-[acyl-carrier protein] reductase. The transcript has a single exon. The coding region runs from base 1 to 750 and encodes 249 amino acids. NCBI's taxonomy places the organism in Eukaryota, Fungi, Ascomycota, Eurotiomycetes, Chaetothyriales, Herpotrichiellaceae. The record is from RefSeq and is a predicted model, not a curated record.